CUUGUGCACACGCUCACGCUGUGGCAGCAUGGCAGCGAAAAACAAGCACCGAAAGAAAAAUAAAGCGACUAAAACAGUGACGUUUGAAGAACAAAACGGAGAAAACGAGCCGCAGUCGGAAGACAAUAACGGAGAUGGUGACGAGGGUGAAAAAAGAGGGAGGAAAGAGGAGGAUGAGUUUAAUCUGGAGGAGGUUUUACGGUUGGGAGGGACACAGGCUGACUACGUCCUUCUAGCAGGCCUGAACGAUUCCAACGAACUCGUAGAUGGAGGGAACAAAGGAGCCAUAGAUGACCUGGAGGAGGGUGAACUGGAGAAGUUCAUCACCAAACUGGGCAUCCGAGCGUACGCUGGUCAACAGGUCAUCAUAGACGAGGAGGAGGAUGAAGCUGCUGGAACCAGUGAGAAGAAGGAUAGUAAAACACCUGAUACCAAAAAGGCUUCACCUGAAACACAGAAAGGACAUGAAACACAGGAGAAAGUGAAGGCAAAGGAGAAGAAGCCCAAGGAUGGUCCGACAUCAGCUGCAAAAAAGGCCAAACAGAGCGCCAGUGUGUUUGAGUUUCACCAGAGGAACGUGUUGCUCGUUAAGCCAGGGGGGAAGUGGUUCGACCUGGACUACAGUGCUGAGGGUUCAACGGAGCCACAGGACGCCUCGCUGGUGUCCCAGUACAAGACUCUGGCCCAGAAAUUGUUUGAAGCUGAGGUGGAGCUCUACAGGAGCAAAAAGAACCUGCAGAAAGGAGCCAACUCCGCCUGGAUGAAGACCGUCGUCUCCUCUGGCGUCCUCGCAGACAGGAUGGCAGCCAUGACGCUUCUGAUCCAGGACGCUCCGGUCCACGCUCUGGACCAUGUGGAGAACCUGGUGUCCAUGGUGAAGAAGAAGGGCAGCAGGAGGAUGGGCCUGAUGGCUCUGGAUACGCUGCGGGAGUUGCUGUUGUCUGACCUGCUGCCUGAGCAGAGGAAGCUCCGCCCCUUCGCCCAACACCCAUUCAGCGAGCUGGAGGAGAAAGCCAGUGGCAACAGGGAUGCCCGAGACCGCCGCCUCAUCCUCUGGUACUUUGAGCACCAGCUGAAGCACCUGAUGGCUGAGUUUGUGACGGCCUUGGACUCGGUGGCUCACGACACGGUGGCAGCGACGAAGACGAAGGCGCUGAUGACCGCCUUCGAACUGUUGAGCAGCCGACCGGAACAGGAGAGGGCGCUGCUCAUCCAGGUGGUGAAUAAGCUGGGAGACCCUGAGUACAAGACGGCGACCAAAGCCUCGUACCUGCUGGAGAUGCUGCUGCACAAACACCCGAACAUGAAGGUGGUGGUUUGUAGCGAGGUGGAGCGCCUCAUGUUCCGUCCCAACAUCGCCCCCAAGGCGCAGUACUACGCCAUCUGCUUCCUCAGCCAGGUGCUGCUGAGCCACGACGAGGCCGAACUCGCGGCCAAACUCAUCGCCAUCUACUUCUCCUUCUUCCGCGCCUGCGUCAAGAAGAAGGAGGUGGAGUCGAAGAUGCUGAGCGUGCUGCUGUCGGGCGUGAACAGGGCGUAUCCCUACGCCGAAGCCGGGGACGAGAAGGUGAAGGAGCAGCUGGACACGCUUUUUAAAGUGGUCCACCUGGUCAAGUUCAACACGGCGGUGCAGGCGCUCAUGCUGCUGUUCCAGGUCAUGGACUCGCAGCAGAGCGUGUCCGACAGAUACUACACGACUCUGUACAGGAAGCUGCUGGACCCUGGGCUGUCGUCGUCCUCCAGACAGAGCAUGUUCCUCAACCUGCUGUACAAGUCCCUGAAGGCCGACAUCAUGCUGCGUCGGGUCAAAGCCUUCGUGAAGCGGCUACUGCAGGUCAGCGCCGAGCAGAACGCCAACUUCGCCUGCGGAGCGCUGUUCCUGGUGUCGGAGGUCAUGAAGGCCAAGCCCGGACUGAGACUCCUGCUGCAGGAGGAGGGGGAUGGGGAAGAUGAGACGUUCAAAGACCUCGCUGAAGACAAUGAGGAUGAUGAUGACGAUGAGGAGGAGCGCUUUGUGGAUGCCAACAAAGUGGAGGAAGGAGUAACUGUACAGACAGAGGACACCAAACCCACUGCAUCAUGGGUACAUCACCAGAACCUGGAGGGGGGGAAGAGCGUUCAGAGCUACGACCCUCUGCACAGGAACCCCAUGUUCUGCGGUGCAGAUCACACCACGCUGUGGGAGCUGCAGAGGCUCGCUCUGCAUUUCCACCCGUCGGUGUCGCUGUUCGCAAAAACCAUCCUGCAGGGGGGGUCCAUCCAGUACUCAGGAGACCCCCUGCAGGACUUCACCCUCAUCAGGUUCCUGGAUCGAUUCGUCUUCAGAAACCCCAAACAGCUGAAGGGAAAACAAAACACAGACAGUGUUGUGUUACAGCCCAAACAGAAGUCCCCUUCCAGCUCCCUGCCAGUGAACUGUGAGGAGUUUCUGUCCAAAGAGGAGAGUCAGAUCCCUGUGGAUGAGAUCUUCUUCUAUCGCUUCUUUAAGAAACGACAGCAGGAGAAACAGAGCCGGAGGCCGAGGUCAGACGGUGACAACGAGAGCCUGGAGGACGUGGACGAUGACGAGUUUGAGAAAAUCCUGGAUUCCUGCGAAGGAGACUCGUACUUCACCGACCUGCCGGGUGACGACCUGGACUUCGCCGGGAGCGUGAAUAAAAAGAAGGGUAAGAAAACUGCAGAGGACUCGGACUCCGACGACUCGGACAUGGACGACCUGGAUGACGAGGAGGUGUCUCUGGGGAGUAUGGACGAGGAGGACUUCGGGGACGAAUUGGAGGACGAAGGAGGGAUGUUCAUGGACCCGGACGGAGCAGAGGAGGAUGAUGAUGAUGAAGUUCCAGAGCUGGAGGAUGAAGACGAUGCAUUUGGAGAUUCAGGUGAAGAGAUGGAGGAAGCAGAAAUCAGUCCGAUGGUGACGAAGACGAAGAAAAGGAAAAGCACAGAAGAGUUGGACUUUGAGUUUUCAGGCUCAAAACAGGGGACGAAGAAGAAGAAGAAGAAAGGAAAGAUGGAUACAGCUGUGUUCACAUCUGCCGAAGAGUUUGGAUCCAUGCUGGAUGAAAAUGCCGGCGCCAAGUUUGACAACAUUGGACUGAACGCUAUGGCCAACACGGACAAAGCAGGUGUGAAACAGCUCAAGUGGGAAUCUCAGCGCGACGACUGGAUCCACGACCGCGACGUCAAGACGCUACGCAGGAAGAAGGCCACGUUCAACCGGAAGAGGACGCCGUUCGGUCGAGCCGUGACGGGAAGCAGGAUGUUCGGGAACAAGAAGAGGAAGAAGUAGAAGAGGAACGAGCCUCAGUCCUGUUUGGUGGACCAGGCCUCGUGGUCUCCCUCUCGGAUGCCGUAGAUCCCCGCCCACUCGUUGGACUUGUAAUAAACUGAGACAAACACAUUCCGUCAGCUGAUGCAGACGCUGCAUUCUGAUUGGACACAAGGACAAUCCAGCUCUAAGUUUUCUAACUGCGGUGAUGUUUGUACAUUUUCAGAUGUUCCAUAACGAUUCAGCGUGUACAACAAAUUAAACUUAUUAACAUUUCUAUUCAACGUCUAAGU
Messenger RNA from Sphaeramia orbicularis (orbiculate cardinalfish), 3561 nucleotides. RefSeq names its product CCAAT enhancer binding protein zeta (gene cebpz). Lineage: Eukaryota; Metazoa; Chordata; Actinopteri; Kurtiformes; Apogonidae. Gene Ontology annotation, cellular component: nucleus. The record is from RefSeq and is a predicted model, not a curated record.